CCGGCGGGCCGGGGCGGAGCACUCGGCCGCGCGGCUGCCGCCCGUGGCUCUGCCCGCUCCCCGCCCCCAGCCUCUCCGGCGCCGGGCAGCGCGGCUCCGAGCAGCCGGCGGCGCCGUGGCCGCGCAACCUUUGUCUCCGGCCGCCGGCAGCGGGGCCCAGAGCAGGCGCCACGCGGGGACGGAGGAGGCAGAGAGGACAGGCAGUGAUGGAGAGACGGAGAGGAGCCGGCGCGCGUCCCCCCCAUGCCCAUCUCGGUCUCCACCACCACCACCGCCACCACCAUCACCGCCGCCUUCACCACCAUCACUGACCGUCGCCCAUCCUGGCUCCCCCCGGCCUGCCUUCCGCUCUCAUUUCCCAGUGCAACGCCAACUUUCUCAGAUCAUUUCCUCUCCACGGGUAAUACUUUGAAAAAGCGACAGAGUGCCCCAAAUUAGGAGCUACAGAGGGCAUCCAAGUAGGACACUCUGGACACAGCUGGUGGUCACAGAGAGGAAGCCGUGACCGAUUAACUGAAAAUCCCAGCUAGUGAUUCCAAAGAAAGAGAAAGACAUUUCUCCCAACCAUUCCAGUGCCCUAGAGGUCCUGGACAUCCUGGAAGAAGAUGCAGCCCACAGACAGAAAAUGACAGCCACCAAAGUGCUGAGGGGGCCCGUUCAGUCCUUUCUAUCCCUGCUCCAAAUUCCACUCCAAGAUGACCUGUAACCGCACAGCCAUCGAGUCCUAUGAAUACUGGCUGCUGAACGGGAGCAACAGGUGGGACUCUGGGGCAGCCCCACCCCCUACGCCCCUCAGGAUACCCUUGGCAAUAAUCAUGAUGCUGAUGAUCGUGGUGGGACUCCUCGGCAACGCUGUCGUCUGCAUCAUCGUGUACCAGAGGCCAGCCAUGCGCUCCGCCAUCAACCUGCUGCUGGCUACUCUGGCCUUCUCCGACAUCAUGCUGUCCUUGUGCUGCAUGCCCUUUACCACUGUCACCUUGAUCACUGCCCACUGGCACUUUGGUGACUCCUUCUGCCGGCUCUCAGCCAUGCUGUACUGGUUCUUUGUCCUGGAGGGCGUGACCAUCCUGCUUAUCAUCAGUGUGGACCGCUUUCUCAUCAUUGUGCAGCGCCAGGACAAGCUGAACCCGCAGAGGGCCAAGGUGAUCAUCGCUGGCUCCUGGGCACUGUCCUUCUGCAUGUCAGCUCCCUCACUGGCAGGCUGGACACUCUUGGAGGUACCGGCCCGGGCCCCGCAGUGCGUGCUGGGCUACACGGAGCUGCCAGCCAGCCGUGCUUACGCGGUGACGCUAGUGGCUACAGUGUUCUUUGUACCCUUCAGCAUCAUGCUGUGCUCCUUCCUGUGUGUCCUGCACACGGUCCGGAAGAACACCGUCCGUGUGCACAACCAGUCCAACAGCCUGGACCUGAGACAGCUCGCCACAGCUGGCCUGAGGCGGCCCCAACGGCAACAGCAGGUCAGCUUGGACCUGAGCUUCAAAACCAAGGCCUUCACCACCAUCCUGAUCCUCUUUGUGGGCUUCUCGCUCUGCUGGCUGCCGCACUCGGUCUACAGCCUCCUGGCCGUAUUCAGCCAGAGCUUCUACUGCAGCCCCUCCUUCUACACCACCAGCUCCUGCAUCCUGUGGCUCAGCUACCUCAAGUCCGUCUUCAACCCCAUCGUCUACUGCUGGAGAAUCAAAAAAUUCCGUGACACAGAGGCUUCAGAGGCUCAAAGCCCAGAGAAUGUUCGACGCAGCUCAGCUGAACUGAGGAGCCCACCCACCGCCACCCGGCUGGCCCACCAGCCCUGCACCCUGCCCCUCCCAGUAUGGGUUACAUCCCUCUGCCCCUUCUCCUUCCCUCAACCCCCCCUUUGUUUUAAUCACAGCCAUUCCAGUACACAGGAAAAACAUACUCCUCCUCCCGUUCUCCAUCUUUUCAGCCAGUGUCUGAAAUGGCUUCCUUUCAGUUUGGACGUCGUCAGUGGGCUUUGUUUACGUGUUUCCCCUUGACACCCCGUGCCUGCCAUGUCUGUAAUGGCCACCUGGGCCUGGGCACUGCAGCUGCGGCAGAGGUAGAUCACACGGCACCCACUGAGCAGCCCGGUGGCCUGUGUCCCUCCUACCUCACCCAGGUGUGCGGGCCCCCGGCCGCUGCUGUCGGGCUGCCGCCUGUGACCUCGGUCCUCCCGGCCCAGGCAGGACUGGGGUCCCAGGACUGAGGCUGCCUAAGGAGCACCUCUGCCCUUGGCCGCUACCCCCAGGGCCGCCCAUUUCCAUCAGAAGCUUCAGACUUUGAAGGAUGACUGUCCUGAGUUAAGGGCAUACCAUUGGGUCCAUUGAGCUCUCAUUCAGAUCAGAAGAGAACGGAAACUUUAGGAAGAAAUUCAUAAAAUUUGAUUUCAAGUCUAACUGUAUCUUGAACUAGUCAUGGUGAAACUAUGUAAAACUUGUUCGUUUCACCUCCCUUCUCUGGGCCUCAGUUUCCCCAUCUGCCAAGUAAGGAAGCAGGUCUACCUGAUCUUCAAUGUCCCUGUCAUGUCUCAGACACACCAGUUCCAAAUGUGUAUGUUUUCUGUGCACAGUCACUGGAUCCCCUGCAUCGACUUAUUUAUCCAUGCAACGAGCAUGUAUUAAGUGCCUACUAGAUAGAAGGCACUGUGGGAGAGAGUGAUGAAUGAGGCCUGCGCUGUGUCCAGAAGCAGUUGUCCCCUUCAGCUCAGGGUAAUCAUGACUCAAAUGACUAAGAGCACAGAAGUCCGUGGUUUGUUUCUCUUCUUGUUUCUUUUUCUGGGUUGUAUUACAAGGCCAGCUCCCCAUUCUCAUGUUCUCCUGUGGUAUUGGUGACAAAGGCAGGAAAGAAAGAGAACAUAUUUAUAUUAAUCUAAGCCCAGAGGAGAGUUUGUCAAGAAAAUAAUUGACACCUUUUCUCACCAACUGUCCCCUUCUUUCAUAUCCAGACACAAGAAAGAGAGAGAGUUGCAGGCAGGCAAUUGGCAGGUGGUUGACUGAGGUGGGGCCUGGCCCUGCCAGGACAGGGUUUGCCUUCAGUUCCCAUGAGGCAGAGUUGCACGGCCUCCAUGGUGUAGGGUACAGCCAGGCCGCUGAGGGGACCAUGCCACUGGGCGUCUCCCCUCUGGUGCAUGUUCAGGGGAAUGCACUUCAGGAGGCUCAGGCGAGAGAGAGAAACCACAAACUGAAUGAAUGAAGGUACCAAAACGUAUAUCCGUCACUGUUCGAUGAUGCGUGUUGGACAGUAAUAUAUAUGUUUCAAAGUAAUAAUUUUGUAUAUAUUUUAAAUAAAGUAUUAUUG
Molecule: messenger RNA, 3294 nt
Organism: Manis javanica (Malayan pangolin)
Lineage: Eukaryota; Metazoa; Chordata; Mammalia; Pholidota; Manidae
Gene: GPR45
Product: G protein-coupled receptor 45
Biological process (GO): G protein-coupled receptor signaling pathway
Cellular component (GO): membrane
Molecular function (GO): G protein-coupled receptor activity
Source: RefSeq, a predicted model, not a curated record